Messenger RNA from Zootoca vivipara (common lizard), 1262 nucleotides. RefSeq names its product yippee like 4 (gene YPEL4). The record is from RefSeq and is a predicted model, not a curated record. Lineage: Eukaryota; Metazoa; Chordata; Lepidosauria; Squamata; Lacertidae.
UGAAGCUGCGCUCGCCUGGACGCGACCCCUCGCCGCUCGGCAGCAGGAGCAGGAGCAGAAGUAGACACGGACAGGCAGCUCCCCGCCGCCGCCGCGCACACGCGCCCGGGCGCAGGCUUCAAGGAGAGACGAAGUGGACGGGUGAAGUGCGAAAAGCAAGGUGACUCUGCUUUCGGUCUGGUUCUCAUCUGGGGGGGCCCUGGCAGUGCAGCCCCCCCAAACUUCACUUUUCUGAAACACGGCUCUAGCCAACCUGCUUCGCUGUUUCACUUGCGACCGCCUGUGCGGGGGCUGCACAGCGCCGGCUCCCCCCCCUCGACAGGGCAUUGCUCUCCAGCCUGUCAUGCCCAGCUGUGAGCCAGCGCCACCCGCCGCCUGCCUCCCUACCAAGACCUUCCGCAGUUACCUGCCCCGGUGCCAUCGAACAUACAGCUGUGUUCACUGCCGGGCACAUCUGGCCAAGCACGAUGAGCUCAUCUCCAAGUCUUUCCAGGGAAGUCAUGGUCGCGCCUAUCUUUUCAAUUCUGUGGUUAAUGUGGGCUGUGGUCCGGCCGAACAACGCCUCUUGCUCACCGGUCUCCAUUCAGUCGCUGACAUUUUCUGCGAAAGCUGCAAGACAACACUGGGCUGGAAAUACGAACAAGCCUUCGAGACCAGCCAGAAGUACAAAGAAGGGAAGUACAUUAUUGAGAUGUCACACAUGGUGAAGGACAACGGCUGGGACUGAGGGGGACUCUGGGCACACACCCUCCUGCGUAGCAUGCCUUGCCCUUUCCCAACCCCACAUCCGCAGCUGGCAUCCCGGCACAAUCAACCCGCCCCACCCUCCACCCCCAGCCCUCCUGCAUAGCAUCACCUGUGGGAGUGGAGAUACCAGGACCCUUCUCCCAAACCUCUUGUACUUUCUAAGAAGGCUGGAUUCGCAGAGAGGAGGACCCCACCCCUGCCCUUACAGCAGAAGGGGAAGCUCAGAGGGUUCAGUGGACAGUGCUGGGGGUGUUGGAUUGGAUUCCACGUGAUCUAUAUGCUGCCCUCCCCCCCGACAGCGCCUUUCGGGCGGAGCAAGCGGUGGCAUCCAGAACCGCAGGCAGGUUUUGCACUUCUGCAGUCCUUUGCGUAAGACAGAAGCAGUCCUUCCUGGAACAGGACAGAAAGGGCUGUGGGGCACAGGGCAAGGGAGGUGCCAUGACUUAGCGGCAAGCGUUGCAUGAAGGAGGUUCUAGGUUCAAUCUCUGGGAUCUGCAGUUGUGUGGUUUUUUUUU